This is a messenger RNA of Prorocentrum cordatum, 282 nucleotides long. NCBI's taxonomy places the organism in Eukaryota, Dinophyceae, Prorocentrales, Prorocentraceae. The record is from the annotation of a GenBank genome assembly.
AUGUCUCCUGCGCUAAACGCAAGAUCGCAGCACGAGGCGCAUCAUUUCGCCAUUCGGGCCUUCGCACCCCCCGUGACGGGCGCCGCGCAGGCCGGGACGCAACAGGUUCGUGGCCAGCUUUUCAUUGCAAUGUCCGCUGCGUCCGUCCACGGAAAAAUCGGCAGCUCAGUGCCGCUAGCGUUUUGGAGCAGUGAUGUUUUUUCUCGCGCAGGUGCCGCGGUGGGCUUUCAGGGUGUAGCCGCCGCUACAGCAGAGGGCGAGGCAUUGCAGCACCAGUGGUAG